This is a messenger RNA of Arabidopsis arenosa, 998 nucleotides long. The record is from the annotation of a GenBank genome assembly. Lineage: Eukaryota; Viridiplantae; Streptophyta; Magnoliopsida; Brassicales; Brassicaceae.
AAAAUCUUAUAAAAAUCAAUCAAAAAUAUUGUGAUUUAAGGUCACAUCGAAAUCAUUAUUCAUUCCAUACCCUAAACAACAAAACGAAAACAGAAAAUGGCAAACAGGCAGAUGGAAAUAGAGACCGGAUUCCCAACGCCACUGUCCUCCGCUACUGAUCCUCCUCCUCCAUCACGGUGGUGGACACAACUGUAUUCAUUAUUCCUUCGUCGUAACGAACUCACUCAAGAAGAGAAAUCAGCUAUAUUUUUAAAACCCUAUUUGUGCGGCGCCUUGACGUUCUUUGCCGUUAUGACCAUCUUCUUAUACAUCGACAAACUUUUCUGCCACGUCAACUUCUCCGUCCAAUCCAUCUCCGUUUCCCCCUCCUGUUAUGCCACGUGGCACGUCGAUUUUCUUGUGAACCCGAGCUCAUGGUGUCCUAUCAACUGCAGCGGAGAUGACGUGUACGCCAAGCUAGGUUCUUUAAACGCCGCUGUUUUAAAAACCUCGCGCAAGCGUGGUUCGCGUGGCGGUCACACGAGUUUCUCGGUGGAUUUAGCUACGGAGGGUAAUCAAAGAGUUUUCAUCAAUACGUUGUUGAAUGUGCAGGGAAAAACGAAAGAUAACAUCAAAUCACGGCUUGAUUUGCAAGAGCACUGUAAUCGCAAAGAGUUGCACUUAACACCUGAUGGAAAGGCGCCAAUCCCAAUUUUUAGACUAAAACAUGAUGCCAAAGAAGUAUUUCUACGAUGGCUCCAAAAGGAUGUUAAAUUUUCAGAUGGAUAUUCAUCAAGUUUAGCUAACUGUGUUGAUCUACCGGGAAAAAAAUUAACAGGGAUGAAAAGUCAUGACUGUCAUGUUCUAAUGCAACGACUAUUUCCAAUUGCGUUUGCUGAGCUUAUGGAUAAAUCUGUACAUGAUGCCCUAUCUAGUAAGUUUUCAACAUUCGUAUAAUUUAUUUUAUUCUCUCUGCAUUUUCUUUAUUAUAUUUUAUUUAAUAGACGUUAAUGGCUUUU